AUGAAUCCCCUUUCAUUAAGAGGUUCGACCCGAGUGAUUUCCGAGUUUUUCGAGUAUAGUAUCAAUACUAUCCUGUAUCAACGAGCUAUAUACCCACCGGAGGACUUUUCGACGGUGAGAAAAUACGAAUUGAACUUGUUAAAGACCCAUGAUGAUGCAUUGAAACGGUAUGUGAAACAGAUCUUGCAACAGGUUCAUCGAUGGAUUUUGGGCGAAAAAUGUAAGAAAUUGGUCCUAUGCAUAAUUGACAAAGAUACGUGUGAGACGGUAGAAAGAUGGGAAUUUAGUAUUGAUAGGGGUAAUCGGGGUGAUGAGGGUGAUGGCGAUGAUGAGGAUGCGAAAGAAACGCAACGGGAUAUUCGAGCACUUAUACGACAGAUUACCGCGAGUGUGACUUUUUUACCUGAAUUGUCAGAUGACGGUAGUUAUACGUUUAACGUAUUGGCGUAUACCGACGCAAACGCCAAAGUUCCGCUAGAAUGGGCAGACUCAGACGCCCAAGAAAUCCAGGACGGUGAAUCCGUUCAGUUUCGAGGGUUUUCCACGGGUGGGCAACAGGUUACCACGCGAGUCAGUUAUAAGGUUAAUGAUUAA
Messenger RNA from Lachancea mirantina, 594 nucleotides. The record is from the annotation of a GenBank genome assembly. Lineage: Eukaryota; Fungi; Ascomycota; Saccharomycetes; Saccharomycetales; Saccharomycetaceae.